This is a messenger RNA of Lachancea sp. 'fantastica', 648 nucleotides long. The record is from the annotation of a GenBank genome assembly. Lineage: Eukaryota; Fungi; Ascomycota; Saccharomycetes; Saccharomycetales; Saccharomycetaceae.
AUGUCCUCUCCUGCAAGCCUUCCCGAACACGUUUUGACCCUUUUGAAAACGUCCAAAUACCUUCAUUUGGCAACUUGUUCCAAGCCAGAGUGCAUCCCUUCAGUUUCUCUAAUGAACUACACAUACAUCUCUCCAGAAAGGGUGUACAAGCCAAAAAGCUCCGUUUCGAACUACAGUGCUGAUGCAGCAGACAAGGGUGGUCACUACAUAAUCAUGGCAACUCAGAAGAACACUGAAAAGUACGAAAAUAUUCUUCAUAACCCACAAGUGUCGGUUUUGAUCCACGAUUGGGUUACGGCCAAGAAGCUGUCGCUGAGGAAAAGCAGCAUGUCCAACACGCCAACGCCAGCAGAAUCGUCGCAGGAACUAUCGUCGCAAGCUGCUAACGCAGAUCAUCCUAGUAGGCUCCUAAAUCUGCUACAAGAACUAAAUCAAUCAGAACUUUCGCAAAUGAGUGCCACUUUGCAAGGUCAUGCCGAACACCUUGACACCUUCAGCGAUGAAUUCGACUACUACGAGCAAGAGCUUUUGAAAGCAAACCCCGACGCUCGCGUUUACACCAGAGGCGAAAACGUGUCUGUAGUCAAAGUCAAGCUCGUCAACGCCAAAGUGUCCGACAGCGAAAACAACACAAAGUUCUAUGAUUAA